CACAACACCAACUCGACCCCUCGAACCCGAAAUGGCUCGAAGAGUGAUGGAGAUUGGCCUGGCCCUGGCCCUUGUGUCGAUGCUAUUCGCCCAUGUCUCAGCCCAAUCAGGCUGCACCACGGUGAUCCUGAGCCUUGCACCUUGCCUGAACUACAUCACUGGCAACUCUUCAACCCCAUCUUCUUCGUGCUGCUCGCAGUUAGCCAGCGUCGUGCAGUCCCAACCUCGGUGCCUCUGCACGCUGCUCAACGGUGGUGCAUCGUCGCUCGGCAUCACCAUCAAUCAGACCCUGGCCCUGGCCCUCCCUGGGGCCUGCAAGGUCCAAACACCACCUGUUAGCCAAUGCAAUGCUGUGGCUGGGGGACCGGCAGCUUCACCACCUAAAGCAUCGAGCACUCCGGCAACUCCAUCAACCCCGCCGGCAAACCCUUCUCCAGAGACCCCAUCGACGCCAUCGGUUCCGAGCAGCACUCCUGCCACCGCAUCGACACCGUCAGAAAGUGGUUCGAAGACUGUCCCAUCAGCCACCGGUGAAUCUUCCCAUGGAAGUUCCAACAAAUCAAGUCGCUCUCUUUUGAUCUCCUUCCUCUUGCUUGCUGCAUAUGUCUCACUUUUCAGCCUUUAAGUACUCCAAUUGAUAGUGUGGAUCGUGUGUGAUCCUGUAUUCUUUCUCCUUAUGCUUGCUCUGUAUUUGAGUUUGGGAUACUGUACCAGCUUCUUAGAUGAUACGAAUAAAUUCUUAUUGGUUUUGAGCGUAAA
Elaeis guineensis (African oil palm) is the source of this 759-nucleotide messenger RNA. Its product is annotated as non-specific lipid transfer protein GPI-anchored 15. The record is from RefSeq and is a predicted model, not a curated record. Gene Ontology annotation, molecular function: lipid binding. Gene Ontology annotation, biological process: lipid transport. NCBI's taxonomy places the organism in Eukaryota, Viridiplantae, Streptophyta, Magnoliopsida, Arecales, Arecaceae.